CGCCGGUUUGGAGUAUAAAUGAAGGACAAUGACCUAAUUGUGUGCAGAACGUGUUGUGUGCUUCUUCGAUGGUCAAUCCCCGUGCGUGUAAUUCAUACUUGACUUGAUUAUUUAUAACUGUAGAACUAAAUUAAAUUGUUUUCUUAUCGAGAAAAUACACAUAAAAGAAAAGUCGGAUUAAAUUUCUCACAACGGGAACGGUGUAAUUUUUUGUAUGUCGCAGUCGAUUAAAUCGUAAAUUAUUAUGAAGACAACUAGUUGGAUUUGGUGGCUCCUCGCCGUGUGUAUCUGCCUUUCCGAAGCAAAGAAUAAGAUUAGAAGACCUUCAUCUCCACCGUAUGCUUCUACAUUGAUAUUAAAAAAACCCCGGCCUAUUAAUCAAAGAAUAUCUAUGGGAAACACCAUUCAUAUUGGUGAUAGUCUGUCUCAUCAGAGAGUACCUUACAAGCACGCCAAUUAUAGAAUUCGUCGGCCAAUAUACAAUGUUUUGUCGACUAACUGGAAGAAUCAAGUUCCAAUGCGAGCAAUAUUCCUGAAUAAUCGGCCAAUUUUGCCACAACGUGCUUCUACCACUAAAGAAUUAUAUUCUAUAAACAAGGUAUCGGAAUACAGUCCGGAAUACAGAUCAGAGUUGGUAGUUUUGCCACCUACUCAUCGAGGGAGUGUCGAUGACGAUAAAGGACCUAUUCACACGAUUCCGGCACCAAAUUUAAGCCCAGCAGAUAGCCCAUACAAUACUGCUACCAAUUUGGAAGAUAUCGCGGAUCACCGACCAUAUCAACCAUCGAGCGAUCUCAAUUACCAUGUUCCGGUACAAAAUCUUAGAAGAACCAAUUUUGGAUUAGCCACUGUUAGCAGUAGUUUAUCGUCGCAAGAAACAGUGACAAACUCGAUUCCGCCGCAACAUCAAUACGAAGUUACAGAAAGCAACGACGUGAUUCCAAAGGAACAGCAAACAAUUCAGUCGGUUAUUUUUCAACCGCAGGAUUUAGACACAACGAAGCUGUAUUCAAUUAUAAUUAACAAUCCUCAGCCGCAAUCCAAUGAGCUUUUUGCAAAUCACCCAGUCAACUCAGAUACGAGUGUUCUAGGUUCGAACACUGUACAAUUCGGCCAGUCAAACAUGCCAAUGCAAACGAAUCUUCAUAGUUCUCUACACGUCGGAUUUCCUUCUACUGUCAUUCCGCAGAUACCGUACGCUAUAGCGCAGCAGAUACCAGAGGACCAUCUUGCUCCAGCAGGGCCACCAUUAUCAGUUUCACAACUUUACAGUCUGUUAAAUAAUUUUCCACCUAAACUUGCGGAACGAUAUACAACAGAUCAGCAACGCAUCCUUCAGCAACAACUUGGCCAAAUACCUGACUCAAAUGCAGUAACAAGCUUUUCUCAAUCACAAAUCCAUUCUUUCAAUUAUGACGAACAGACUGAUCAGUUUCUACAGCGGCGAGAGCAGCAAAUUUUACCCGAUCAAGAUUACGCCUCUGAAAGUGUCAAGGCAGAUUAUAAUAUUGAUUCAGAAUCUUCCUUUGAUAUACGUAAACAAAAUGAUAAUGUGCGCUCCAACGAAGAACUUACGCAUUCUUUAGAUGGGACAACCGAACAAUCUGAAAACAACAUUGAAUAUGGAGAAAUGACCCAUAAAAGAAAUCCGACCAAGUAUUUCGAUAAAGUGGUCGACGACAGCCCUGUGUCGACAAGAUUCUAUACGACACUUCCCAAUAGAGAGGCUGCUGAAAAAUUAGCCGCGCUGGCCGCUGCUGGUAACAUCAACAGUCGUUUCAUUGGCCAGCUUCGAAAACAACAGAAAAAAAAUAUGCAGAAAGAUGAAUCAAUGCCGCUUAAUCAUAAGAACGAUGAUGAGGAUGAUGUAGAUUAUAGCAAGUCUCAGAUCGAUGAUGAUCAACAACAAAAAUAUAAUCAACUGAAAUCAAACCAGAAUAGUCAGCAGCACCACCAUAGACAAAGUUAUAAAAUGCAACACAAUGAAAAGUUACCUCUACAAAUUACAGUACCUGACGAGAGUGACUACGCUACGAGCAAUAACAAUCAAAGUGAUGUAAAGAAAGACGAUAUAGAUAUCGAGUACGAGUAUGAGAAUGAAGAUGGAGAAAUUGAAGAUAUGCAAUCGGCGACUUUGCUCGAUGCAAAUACGACAUCGCACAAUAAUGAUUCCCAUAUUGAGUUUGGCAAUCGUUUGCGUUCUUAGAAAACUGGAAAACACAAAUAUUAUCGAACGCUCAUACAUAUACCUAUUGCAUUAAUAAUUGAUGGGAUUGCUAGAAAAAAGAUAGUAGUGUAGUUAGUAUACAGGGUGUCCCAAAAAAAUCGGGACACCUAAAUAUC
Messenger RNA from Trachymyrmex cornetzi, 2343 nucleotides. RefSeq lists its product as uncharacterized. NCBI's taxonomy places the organism in Eukaryota, Metazoa, Arthropoda, Insecta, Hymenoptera, Formicidae. The transcript is spliced from 5 exons. The coding region runs from base 245 to 2206 and encodes 653 amino acids. The record is from RefSeq and is a predicted model, not a curated record.